AUGAAGUCGACGCGCCGCAUCGGUGCUGAGAGGCCGCAGCAUGUCGUCGUCCGGCCGGCCCGCGCCCAAGAGGUUGCAGACAAGGGGAGGCACCGAGGAAACGGGAGGAUGAGCUGCUUUCCAUGCUUCGGCGGCGGAAAGAGGAAGAAUGCGCAAACCGACACGGGCCUCUCCGAGGCGGCGGCCCCGGUGUCCAAGAUGACCCCGCCCGGGUCGGUGAAGGCACCUGCGCCGUACACCCCGGCGCCCGCGGCAGCUGCCGCGACCGUGACGCCGUCGAAGCAGGCCAACGACGCGAAACGGCCCGGUGGUGCGAGCCAUGCGCCCCAGCCUUCCGCUGAGGACGCGUCGCUGCGUUUCGCCAUCACGGCGCAGGCGUUCGCGUUCCGCGAGCUCGCGGCGGCCACCGACCACUUCACGCCGUACAACCUCGUUGGAGAAGGCGGCUUCUUCAGGGUCUACAAGGGCCGGCUAGAGAAGAACGGCCAGACUGUGGCCAUCAAGCAGCUGGACAAGCACGGCUUCCAGGGCAACAAGGAGUUCCUGACCGGGGUCUCCAUGCUCAGCCAGCUCCACCACGAGAACCUCGUCGACAUCAUCGGCUACUGCGCCGACGGCGACCAACGGCUGCUGGUGUACGAGUCAGUGCCCGCUGGCACGUUGGAAGACCACCUGUUCGAUUUGCCGGCGGAUAAGAAGCCGAUGGACUGGUGCACGAGGAUGAAGGUGGCGUACGGCGCGGCGCAGGGGCUGGAGUACCUGCACGAGAAGGCGAACCCGCCGGUGGUGUACGGGGACUUCAAGGCCUCCAACAUCCUGCUCGACGAGAGCUUCACGCCCAAACUCUCCGAUUUCGGGCUCGCGCAGCUCGGGCAGGCGGGCGGCAACACGCCGGUGUCGUCGCCCAUGAUGGGCUCCUUCGGGUGCUGCGCGCCGGAGUACGACCGUGGCGGGCAGGCCACCAUGAAGUCCGACGUGUACAGCUUUGGGGUGGUGCUGGUGCAGCUCAUCUCCGGGAGGAGGGCCGUCGACACCAGCAAGCCUGUGGACGACCAGAAUGUGGUCACCUGGGCCAUGCCAAUGUUCAAAGACCAGAAGAGAUAUCAUGAGUUGGUUGAUCCACUCAUCAAAAAGGAGUACCCAGCCAAGGCACUGAACCAGGUGGUUGCCAUGGCUGCGAUGUGCUUGCAGGAAGAGGACUCCGUGCGACCACUGAUGGCCGAUGUUGUCAUGACGCUGGGCUUCCUUACAACAAUGGCACUAGAUCCACCGCCAAGUGCUGCUCCACAUGCCAACCCGGCACCAAAACAAGACAAAAGAUCAGAUCAUUCUGACUAUUCAUCAUCUUCUUCUUCUUCUUCUUCGGAUGAUGAAGGUAACGAAGAGGAGGAGGAGGAGGAGGAAACUGAGGACCAACAAUAA
Phragmites australis (common reed) is the source of this 1422-nucleotide messenger RNA. RefSeq names its product probable serine/threonine-protein kinase PBL25. The record is from RefSeq and is a predicted model, not a curated record. Gene Ontology annotation, molecular function: protein kinase activity; ATP binding. Bases 1 to 1422 code for a protein of 473 amino acids. The transcript is spliced from 6 exons. Gene Ontology annotation, biological process: protein phosphorylation. NCBI's taxonomy places the organism in Eukaryota, Viridiplantae, Streptophyta, Magnoliopsida, Poales, Poaceae.